GGACAUAUACUUCCUCAUCAUUAACAUAUACAAUUUCCUUCAGGCUGUUUUGUUUGUUUUAAUGUUUUAUUAAAACAUUCGGAUGUACAAUUUCCAUUUGGAUGUUAGAUUUAUUCACAUCGUUGUUUACUUUGUUUGUGUCUGCAUUUAGAACGGAAUGACAGGAUGAGGGCGAACGGCGGAAAUAAAUAAUCAAGAAUUUCAUCCAGGCGUCGCUCAGUCUCCUUUGGGAGAAGAGACUACAAGACUAGGUCAUCAUGAGAAUCCGACGUAAAAACUGUCUCAGCAAAAUUGCCUUCGUAAUAGCCUCAACAGUACUAAUUUCCGUUUUACUUUGGGGAUCUGGAAAUAGGACAGAAAUUACUCAGGAAGUCGGUAGCGGACCGCUAAAUUUUGUGUUCCCUAAUCGAAUUGUAGACAGUUUGUUUAACAGAUCAAAUAUUCUAAGUUUUGAUGCUCAGAAGUGUCUUUCAAGUAUUAAUAAUAUUAAAAUAACAGCCAACUAUACUUUGAAUAGCGUCCUUGACAAAAUUAAAAUUAUUUUUCAAAAUGGCCACAUUGACGCAGUGGACCAAACUGUUGACCAUCUGCAAAACUUAAACAUACUUCAGCCAGUUACAAAACCAGGUACCGAACCGCUUGAAGUUAUUGUGAUUCCUCAUUCACACAAUGAUCCAGGCUGGAAAAAAACAUACAAAAAAUAUUUCGACGACGAAACUACGCAUAUCCUUACAAAUAUGGUUGACAAACUGUACCAGUAUCCGGAUAUGACGUUUAUUUGGGUGGAAAGUUGUUUUUUAGAUAGAUGGUGGACAAAUCAGACUUCUGAAACGAAAGAAAAGUUUAAGAAGUUAGUUCAGAGUGGUAGACUUGAGAUCACUUCCGGUAUGUGGGUGGCUCCUGACGAGGCAUCGCCGCACUACUUCGCUCUCCUAGAUCAGAUGAUUGAAGGCCACUACUGGAUCAAAAAGAAUCUUGGCACAGUACCGGAGUCUUCUCUAAACUUUGACCAGUUCGGUUACUCUGCAACUAUGCCAUAUUUGGCAAAAAAGGCUGGACUUAAAAAUGUCCUUAUAAAGAGGAUUCAUAGAGGUCUUAAAGAACGUUUUGGUAGACAGCAAAACCUUAAUUUUCACUGGCGACAGUUUUGGGACUCUGAAGGAAAAGAUGAUAUCUUCAGUCAUAUUGAUACCUAUGAAUGGAUGAGCAUUUCCGAUAGUUGCGGCCCGGAUAGAUCGGUGUGUCGCGGUUUAGACUUCUUAUACAUGCCUGAUCUUCCAGUGCCCGGCUCAUUGGCGGCAAAGAAGCCAUUUCGAUCUGAUCAUGCGUCAAAUAUGAUGGCACAGAAUUUCUAUGACUUCACCAAAAAAUUAGUUGAACAGUUCCGCCUCAAAGCAGCCAACUAUAAAUACAAUGUAAUGAUGCUGCCACAUGGCGGCGACUUCCGGUAUAAGACAACAUUAGAAUGGGAUAAACAGUACAAAAAUCUGAAAGUUUUCAUGCAAUACGUCAAUGAAAAUAAGAACCUCUUCAACGUUCAUAUGCGGUUUGGUACGCUCAAAGAUUUCUUUGAUGAGGUAGAUAAACAGAACCAGAAGUACGAUCUUUCAUUUCCGGUUGUAAGCGGUGAUUUCUACACGUACACUGAAAGCACCGAAUACUGGACUGGGUACUUUACAACACGCCAGUUUGAUAAAAGAUUAGGUAGGGAAGUGUUGGAGGGAUUACGUGCUGCGGAGCUGUUUACCACAAUCGCUGUGCGAGAUCCUAAUUUCAAAAACGUCGAAAUGGAGAAGAAAAUUCUGUCUAUGCUUGAAUCGGCGAGAAAAGAUUUAGGCGUCUUCCAGCAUCAUGAUGCUAUAACAGGAACAUCACAAGCUCACGUUGUCGUAGAUUAUGAACAAUUAUUAUCGUCUGCUUUUACUACGGUACAAAAAGUUCUUUCCCUAGUGACGGAGUAUCUUCUGGCGUCGGGGGAUAGAUCAGUGGAUGGUAAGCUGCUUCCAGCUUUGCAGAGGACUGAAUAUAAUACCCUUACGAAAAGGGUUCCCAUCCCCGUAAUUGCUGCUGGUACAAAAAUUGUUUUAGUGAAUUCUCUAACACAAAGCAGACGAGAAAUUGUAUCUCUGAAUGUUAAAGUAAGUAAUUUGAUUGUCUUAGACCCUAAAGGAAAUGAGGUCAAGUUCGAUUCAGUCCCAUUAUCGGAUGAAAUUACAGAAAUAACAUUUGAAGUAACUUUCCCGCCAAUUAGUGUUUUGGUGUAUACGCUGAAGCAAUUUGAAAACAAGAAUUCAAAGCUUCCGCCUGAGGACCUCAAACAAAGUAAAAAAGUUGGAAUAUCUGUUGAUGAUUAUUUUUGUGAAAACGAUAUUAUGAAUGUAACAUUUUACAAAGAAACUGGCUCACCAAAACUUAUUUGUUAUAAAUCUAAAAAUUUCUGUACUGAAAUGAAAUUGGAUUGGAGAUACUACCGCGGACAGGGCGGAGCUUACACAAUGAUGUCUUUAGGAAUGGAAGCGAAGGCUUUUACUGGGUCUCCGAGUGUAAAGUUUGUAAAGGGGGGAAACUUUUGCAGUGUUGAAUCACAGAUGCAGUAUUUUUCAUUUAAAGUUAGUCUUCCGUUAAUAAACAGCAUAACAGGAAAGGCAUUAAGGGUGGACAUUUUUAGCGAUCUGUCACGUGCAUCAGGCUUUGUUGGAGAUUUGGCAAUGAGAGUCGAGACAAAUAUUCGCUCCGGAGAUGUUUUCUACGUUGAUUCCAAUGGCUUUCAGCUUAUGGGAAGGAAAUUUAGAGAUACAUUACCUUUUGAUGGAAAUGUGUAUCCUAUGUCCGCUAUGUCAAUGCUAGAAGACGAUUCAAUGCGGCUUAUUGUUCAUUCUGCGCAGCCGCACGGAGUAGUUAGUCGCACUUCCGGUAAAAUUGAUUUCAUGCUUGAUAGAAUAGCCUUGAGACCGGAAAUGGAUCUCCCUGAAGGUGUUCGUGACAGCAAACCAACAAAAACUAUUUUCUAUGUUGAAUUUGAGUCUGCUAAAGAAUUUGAGAAGUCUGGAAGCACCGAAACAACACUACCGUCUAUAAAUAGUGUAUAUCUCAAUGACAUAAUUCAGCAUCCUGUUUAUAAAUUCUUUUCAUUAGAUAAACUAGACACUCCAAAUCUUAGCCAAAGUUUCCUUAAUCAAAAAGUACCUUGUGAUAUAGUAAUUGCAAACGUUAAAAAUCUAGUCGAUAACACUUCGAAACCUGACGGUAUGUCAUUAACACUUUUCCGGCGCGCUAUUAGUUGCAACGGAAACACUAAAAACAAUUUUUGUGAGUUAUAUGAUCCGGUGAAACUGGGUCCUGGCUCGCUGCUCAAAAACAAGUUCAGUAAAGUAACUGAAAUGUCACUGUCUCAUUUAAUGCCAAAACAUGAGCUCAGUGAAUCUGAUUUGAUAACGCUGGAACCAAUGGAUAUCAAGACAUUCCAUUUGCAGUAAUUUUUUGUGAGAUUAUUUAUUUUGUACGAAAAAGGUAUUUUCAUAAUGUUAUUUUAUUAAAGUUAUGAAUAAACUAA
Molecule: messenger RNA, 3553 nt
Organism: Mercenaria mercenaria
Lineage: Eukaryota; Metazoa; Mollusca; Bivalvia; Venerida; Veneridae
Product: alpha-mannosidase 2-like
Exons: 3
Coding region: 258-3476 (1072 amino acids)
Biological process (GO): protein deglycosylation; mannose metabolic process; N-glycan processing
Cellular component (GO): Golgi membrane
Molecular function (GO): carbohydrate binding; alpha-mannosidase activity
Source: RefSeq, a predicted model, not a curated record